AUGUACAAGGGAAAAUCAAUAGCAUCUAACAAAUCUGAUGGUGCAGAAAGUCGUCGACGUAUCAAUAUUCAACACAUGCAAAAUGUUCUUGUAAUCUGGUUAGACAGUAACAUUGACGAAACAAAUAAUGAUUGUCAAAAUACAAUCACAAAAUUACGACGCGCUGUUAACGACAUCAAUACAUAUACAAAUGGUGAUCAAUGCCAUGAAUUCAUUCAAACCAUCGUCGACAAACGAAUAUGUAUGAUUGUGUCCGGAUCACUUGAGCAACAUAUUGUGCCUCGUGUGCACAAUAUGUCUCAAAUUGAUUCAAUAUUUAUCUUUUGUAAUAACCGAAAACAUCAUGAACAAUGGACCAAAGAUUGGCCCAAAAUAAAGGGUGUCUUCACAGAUAUUACACCGAUCUGUGAAGCACUUAAGAAAGCUGCUCAUCAAUGUGAACAAAAUGCCAUUCCGAUGAGUUUCGUGGAAACAAAUAAAAAGUUGGAUCAAUUAGAUCCUUCUUUUAUGUACACCCAAAUCAUCAAAGAAAUUUUACUAACCAUCAAGUUCAGUGAAAACCACAUCCAAGACUAUCUUAGUUACUGUCGAGAUGCUUUUGAUGGUAAUAAAAAAGAAACUGAAAACGUUAAACGAUUAAAAGGUGAAUAUCAUAAUAAAACACCAAUUUAUUGGUACACCUGUGACAUGUUCUUGUAUCCCAUGCUCAAUCGUGCAUUACGAUUGAUGAAUGGUGAUAUCAUUACACGUAUGGGUUUCUUCAUUGGUGAUUUGCAUCGUCACAUCGAACAACUCCACCAGGAACAAUACGCUGGUACAACUGCUGCUGACACCUUCACCGUUUAUCGUGGUCAAGGUUUAUCUAUAGAGGAUUUUGAAAAAAUGAGCAAAAUCAAAGGUGGUCUUAUUUCAUUCAACAAUUUCUUGUCUACAAGUAAAGAUCGGAAGAUAUCACUGAGUUUUGCUCAACAUGCUACAACAAAUCCAGAUCAAAUAGGUGUCCUGUUUGUUAUAAAGAUUAAUCCUGCCCAAUCGACAACACCAUUUGCUUCAAUUGCUGGUAUUAGCGACUUCCAAGGCGAAGAGGAAGUCUUGUUCUCGAUGCAUAGCGUGUUUCGUAUCCAGAAUAUUAACCAUAUGGGCGAGAAUAAUCGUCUAUAUGAAGUUAAUUUGGUACUAACUGCAGAUAACGAUCCAGAAUUAAACAGACUUACUGAUUACAUUCGACAAGAGAGUUAUCCAGAAGCUGAAGGAUGGUACAGAUUGGGUAUGGUAUUAUGGAAAAUGGGCCAAGUUGACAAGGCUGAAGAGAUUUAUCAAGUUUUACUUGAUCAAACCAAAGAUGAUGAAAAUAAGGCACCACUUUAUCAUCAACUUGGUGUGCUCAAGCGAAGUCAGGGAAAAUAUCAAGAGGCACUUACAUUCUACGAAAAAUCACUUACUAUCAAACAAAAAAAUCAUUCUGAUUUGGCUCCUUCCUACAACAACAUUGGUGAAGUGCAUAGAAACAUGGGCAAUUAUCCUGAAGCACUUUCUUAUUAUGAAAAAGCCAUUGAAAUUUGGCAACAAUCACUUCCUCCCAAUCAUUCGAAUUUGGCUAUGUCCUACAACAACAUUGCUUUAGUGCAUAACAGCAUGGGUAAUUAUCCAGAGGCACUUUUAUCUCAUGAAAAAGCUCUUAAAAUUCGACAACAAUCACUUCCUCCCAAUCAUCCCGAUUUGGCUACUUCCUACACCAACAUUGGUGCAGUGCAUUACAAUAUGGGUAAUUAUCCUGAGGCACUUUCUUAUUACGAAAAAGCCCUUAAAAUUCAACAGCAAUCACUUCCUUCUAAUCAUCCUAAUUUGGGUUAUUCCUACAACAACAUUGGUAAUGUGCAUUUUUGCAUUGGUAAUUAUCCGAAAGCACUUUUAUCUCUCGAAAAAGCCCUUGAAAUCCAACAACAAUCACUUCCUCCCGAUCAUCCUGAUUUGGCUUAUUCCUACGACAGCAUUGGUUCGGUGUAUGGAAACAUGGGUAAUUAUUCGAAAGCCCGUACAUUUUUUGAACAUGCUGUACAAAUUGCACAACAAUCAUUACCCUCAAAUCACCCAAAUCUUCAACGGUGGAGAGAUAACCUCGAACGUGUAAAAAACAAAUAA
Messenger RNA from Adineta steineri, 2142 nucleotides. The record is from the annotation of a GenBank genome assembly. Lineage: Eukaryota; Metazoa; Rotifera; Eurotatoria; Adinetida; Adinetidae.